AUGCCCGCCGACGACACAGCCUACAGAGAUCCCAGCGCCGCAGGCGACCGCGACGCAGCGCUGGCGGAGCUGAUCACGCUGCUCGACCCCGCGGCGUUCCCGUUCGAGAGCUACGCCGAGGCGUUGGAGCGCUCGAAUGGCGAUGUCGGGCGUGCGGCCGAGUGGCUUCUCAUGCCGGAGGCGAGCGGCAGUGGGACGGGAAGUGUGACUUCCCAACGCUCUGGCAAGCGCGCACGCGGCCUCGACCAGUGGUUCAAGGCGCCCAAGCGAUCGAAAGACACGUCGGAGCCGUCCCGCGAGCCGUUGGACGACCGGAAGCCAAGCUCCUCCACCACGCCGCCCAAGUCGCCCCCGCCAGACCGCGCGACGACAGCAGCCAACUGGGCCGCGCUGCUCCGCUCCUCGCCACCCAAGCCAGUCGCGGCCCCAACGAAGAGAGAACCACCACUGCACCUCGCCACGCCAUCGGCCCUCGCGGCGGCCAACAUCCCGCUCGCGCUCCUCCCCUCCCCGCUCUCGCCGGCGAUGGCAAGCGCGCUCUACCACCUCAUGAUGGACGAGGCUGAGACCGUGCCCUGGCCACGGAACAAGUGGUACCUGAACGGCAAGGAGGUCGAGUCCAACCACCAGGCUACGUCGUACGCGCGCGAUCUGGACGAGUACGGCAAGGAGGUCGGCGUGCACUAUUACUUUCAGAGCCAGAAGUACCGUGGCGCGAAGGUGUUUCCGCCGUUGUUGGCUGAGGCUGCGCGACUCGUCGAGGACGCGGUGAAUGCGCACCUGGACACAAUACCGCGGUACCCCCUCGAGUAUAGGGGCAAGUGGGAGGCGAACAUGUGUGCCGCCAACCGCUAUGACGGUGCAGCGAGCACUGUGGGGUUCCACUCUGAUCAGAUGACUUACCUCGGGCCGUUCCCCACCAUCGCAUCGCUCUCCCUCGGCACGCCGCGCGCCUUCCGCCUGCGACAGACUGAAGCUGUGGAAGCGGCGUUCGGGACUGGCCGACCGGCGCGCACAUAUGAAGUGACACUGGGGCACAACAGCCUGUGUUUGAUGACGGCUGGGUGCCAGGAGCGGUACAAGCAUACCGUGCCGCCUCAACGUGCCCUCGAUACGUUUCGCCCCGGGUGGGACAUUGAGCAGCAGGUCAUUCCCACAGAGGACCAGAAGGCGUACACUACGCGGAUUAAUAUUACGUUUCGGUUCUACCGCCCUGACUUCCGCCCCACGCCCAGCGAGGGACCGAGCCCCCGCGAUGGCACUCCAAUCUGCAAAUGUGGCAUCCCAACGCUGCUGCGCGCCGACCAAAAGGCCAAGGCGCGGGCGCGGUUGGGCUCUGCGCCGAGUACCAACGGCCAGAAGCGGGUGAUCAACGGCGUAGAGGUUGUCGACGACGACAUGGUGUACUUCUGGCAGUGCCAGAGUCCGACGUCUACCGGCGAGCUGAAGGGGUGCGGGUUCUUCAAGAUUCUCGACAUGAAGGGCGAGGGGCGUGGGCCGUGCGUUGGUGAUGUUGUGCCGGAGGCUGCGGGUGAUGGAUCGGGUGCUGGUGGUGUUGGAGCGGAUGCCGCGAAUGCGUGA
Molecule: messenger RNA, 1581 nt
Organism: Vanrija pseudolonga
Lineage: Eukaryota; Fungi; Basidiomycota; Tremellomycetes; Trichosporonales; Trichosporonaceae
Product: DNA oxidative demethylase ALKBH2
Exons: 8
Coding region: 1-1581 (526 amino acids)
Biological process (GO): DNA repair; DNA alkylation repair
Cellular component (GO): nucleus
Molecular function (GO): dioxygenase activity
Source: RefSeq, a predicted model, not a curated record